Messenger RNA from Anarrhichthys ocellatus (wolf-eel), 812 nucleotides. Its product is annotated as gonadotropin-releasing hormone II receptor-like. The annotation marks the transcript as partial. Gene Ontology annotation, biological process: cellular response to hormone stimulus; G protein-coupled receptor signaling pathway. The transcript is spliced from 2 exons. Lineage: Eukaryota; Metazoa; Chordata; Actinopteri; Perciformes; Anarhichadidae. Gene Ontology annotation, cellular component: plasma membrane. The record is from RefSeq and is a predicted model, not a curated record. Gene Ontology annotation, molecular function: G protein-coupled receptor activity; protein-hormone receptor activity; peptide binding.
ACUCCACCUGUCUGUCUCCCUCCAGCUGUUCAUCUUCCGGGCGAUCAGAGUCGAGGCCGUGGACUUCACUCAGUGUGCGACUCACGGCAGCUUCAGCCGCCGCUGGCAGGAAACCGUGUACAACAUGUUCCACUUCACCACACUGUAUGUCGUCCCCCUGCUGGUGAUGAGCUGCUCCUACAGCCGCAUCCUGCUGCACAUCCACCUGCAGCACCUGAGAGACAAAGCAGGUGAGUCGUACCUGCGGCGCAGCGGCACCGACAUCAUCCCGAAAGCCCGGAUGAAGACUCUGAAGAUGACGGUGGUCAUCGUCUUGUCCUUCGUGGUGUGCUGGACUCCGUACUACCUGCUGGGGAUCUGGUACUGGUUCCAGCCCGACAUGCUGCGCGUCACACCUGAGUACGUGCACCACGGCCUCUUCGUGUUCGGGAACCUGAACACCUGCUGCGACCCGGUGAUCUACGGCUUCUACACACCGUCCUUCAGGGCCGACCUCGCCUCGUGCUGCCGUGGCACGAAGAGCGACGCUUCGCCGAGAUCUCCGGACCGACCGUCUGCCGGGCCGAGUCCUCGCAGCGCAGAGCAGAAGGCGGAGCCUGCCACCAACAACCAGGCAGGAGACUGCCACCGACCAAUCGGAGAGCAGGAGUUAAUGAUGAAAACCUGAACUGGAUCAGCUGAAGGUGGAUCAGGACUCUGAAAAAAUCACUUCCUGCAGCUUUGAAAGGACGAAAACGUUUUUAUUGUGAUUCUGUUGGAAAUAGUUCAAUUCAUCUAGUUUUACAGUCUCACACACACACACACACACACAC